GCCAUGUCAAUGUCAAGUCAUGUCAUUGAUAUUUCUCUUCUCUUUGAAGAAUUAUUUUAUUUAGAAAAAUAGUUUUUAACACUAUAUUUUACAAAUACACUUAAAAAAUGGCUAAGAAAACUUAUGACCUGUUAUUCAAACUUCUCCUAAUUGGUGAUUCUGGUGUUGGCAAGACCUGUAUACUGUUUAGAUUUUCAGAUAACCAUUUUACAACGACCUUUAUUUCAACUAUCGGUAUAGAUUUUAAAAUUAAGACAGUGGAAUUGCGUGGUAAGAAAAUAAAAUUGCAAAUUUGGGACACAGCGGGACAGGAGCGGUUCCACACUAUCACCACGUCGUACUACCGCGGCGCCAUGGGCAUCAUGCUGGUGUACGACAUCAGCAAUGAGAAGACAUUUGACGACAUCGUCAAGUGGUUGAGAAAUAUAGAUGAGCAUGCCAAUGAGGAUGUAGAGAAGAUGAUCCUGGGCAACAAGUGUGACAUGGAGGAGAAGAGAGUCGUGAGCAAAGAGCGGGGAGAAGCUAUAGCGCGCGAGCACGGCAUCCGCUUCAUGGAGACGUCGGCCAAGUCCAACAUCAACAUCGACCGCGCCUUCUCCGAGCUGGCCGAGGCCAUCCUCGACAAGUCUGCGGGGCGCGAGGCGGACGCCGACCACGCGCGCAUCGCCGUGGAGCGCCGCCCCUCCCGCGCGCCGCCCGCGCGCGCCUGCUGCUCCUAGGCUGCCCGCCCGCACCCGCACCCCGUCCCUUCCGCGCGCCGCCCAGUGACUCCAGUUCUACGUACAGGGCUGCCCUUUCCUUCGACACGAUAUUUUUCAUUUUCCUGGUGCGUUCUGAACGUUCUGUCGGUGCGUUCUGAACGUUCUGCCGGUGCGUUCAGAACUUGCUGCCGGUGCGUUUUGAACUUUCUGCUCGUAACGAGCGGCACGGCAGCUGCACGAAACAGCCGUUUCCAACAACAGAUCUGAUAAGUGUCUGUGAUCUCUCAGUUGAUGAAAAAGUGCAUUACAAAUGUAUAUUGAAGAAGGAAUUUUCCAUUUUGCAUAAUCUUCACUUGUUAAUGACAUAGUGCACGUCACUGCCCACAUCAAUGUCUUGUGCGUUGGACGUUGACAACAGUUUAACGACCACCGAUAUUUAAUUCAGAUAGUUUAUCAGACAAUUAAAGCAUCGCAGAUGAGUCACACAGCGGGCUCACGAUGGAAGCAUUUUUUGCGUUUGAAUGUUAUAUUUUAGACAAUAUAAUACAGAUUUAAUUCUCGUUCAGCGUAUCUGCGCAGAAUGUGAGGGAGCCGCCCGUGCGACCCGCGCGAUCCGUGCCGACUGAGACUGCAGAGCGCCAUUCAUUCACAUCCUCCCGAGAUAGAACAGUCGGUACGAGUGAGAGAGGAGGAGAAUGAGAGAGGAGAGAGGCGUGCAAACAUCCACCAUGUUAUCAUUUAGUGUAAUCGCUCGAAGGUGUUUUGUUUUCUCGAUGUACGUGCGGCGGAGCGCGGGAGGGCGGCGCUCCUGCGGCGUCCGUAUAGUUAGCUCGUCUAGUCGGAAAUUGAAAUCUUAAAUGUUAAAAUGGAUGCAUAAUUUAAUCUUUUUGAAUUAGAAAUUGUGACCCUGUGGGCUUGUAGGUAUCGUGUAGCAGUCGCGGAUCGCUCGCGAUCUACUUACUGCAUGUAAAUGAGUUCAACGCGACAAUCGCGACGAACGAGCGACAACAGCAACUUGCGCUCGACGGAAUCAGGUCCACGACAUGAUUAUGAAGUUCGUUUAAAAAAUCUGGCCGUUGUUCUAAAUAAUACCUAAAAGACCUUUGCUUUUGCUUACUUAGAACUUAAAUUAUUAUUUGUAAAAUUUUGUUGGCGUAUAAAAAUAUACAAAGUUGUAGCUUCAGCUGUUAUAGCGUUAUUGAAGCGUUGAAUGCUGAAGUAUCACAUGAUUACUGUGUCGUCACAUUGGAUCGCAAGGUUAAAGUAUAUUUUUGCAUUUUAUUACAAUUACUUAAUUUUGAAUCUGCAAUAUUUUAUAUUUUUGUAUUUGUGUCAGUGUCGGUAUCGUCUCCUUGUUUCCUCGCUGCGAGCCGCAGUCGACGGCGGCUACCCGUCUGUCGGUCUGUCGGUCUGUCCGCACGUGACGCUACAUUCGCUCGACAGCUGGUGCUCGCGUUUCUGAACGUUAACAGACCACUGCAUGUGUUGUUUGUCACAAAUUGAGCCUAACUUUUGGCAAUUCGCUUUUUUAAUGCAAUGGAAUGCACAAAAAGUUGCAGUCGCUCGACAGUAGCCCAUGUGCGGUCAGUCUACAAGUCGUUCUUCCUCGCUGUCAGAACUUAAGUAUAGCAUUAAGUGUAAUUUGUGCAAUAAUUGCCUGCGACUGUCGCGGUGACAUUGCCCGUCAGUCGCCGGAGUUCAUUUACCCUUUUUAUAUGUACGACAUCAGCGUAUAGAUAUAAUAUCGCUAAUUAUUAAGCAUAAAAGUUACGUAUCACAUUUAAUUGAUAGGGAAAUGCUAAAACUCGCAUACCAGAAGUGUAGAUGAAAAUUAUCGGCGUUGUAUGUCAAUAUGUGUGGGUGCACCUCGGACCUCAUCAGUAUCGUGUCGCCUUUUGACUCAUCUGAAUAACAAUCAUGUACCUACUUACCAGUGUUGAGAAAAAUACCGUUACCGGUUACUAUUGUGAUGCUGUCGCUACAACUACAUUGCGAAAUUGUGUAAGCGGCUCAAACUGGCUUCAAUAUUUUCUAUCAGAAGAGAGAAACGACUGAGGGAUAUGAGUGUUUCUCUUAAUCGCUGGCAUUAAUUUGUCGUGUCUUAUCAUCUUUAGCAAACUUUUGAAGUGAUAACUUAUUUUGGGAUAGAUUCGGACCGUAGCGCGUUACGGCGCCACUUUUCCCUUUCUCUCAACUCAACAUAUUGACAUUCAAUGAUAGAUUUGUCUUGUAAACUACACUCGAGGCACUGCGCUAUGUAAAUAAGUAGCACAGGGCGGGAGUUGCGCUGCGGCAGCACAGCUCGACGCUUCCUCGUCACCGGAACUGCCUCUGCACCAUUUACUUAUCCCUUAACGCGGUACUCGUCACGUAAUACUUCAAUGCUUUUCUGUAAUAAGUAACUAGAGGUACAUUGCAGUGAGGGGGAGGCGUGAACUCCAACAACCUUGAGAACGCAGUCACUGACUUGCGAACUCAUUUGCUUUUGUGGACUCAGGUUCGCUGAUUAGCAAAGUCUAGCGCCCUGUGACCUUUCACUGCUAGCUCUCCUCAUUUUACUUGUAACACGAUAGCAAUAAAUAAAUACUUAAUUUAAUUAUUAGUAGUUUAAUUUAGUAAACUAUUCUUCAGCGUUAUAUUGAAACCCUUGUGUAUAUUUUUUUGGCGAAAACUGUUUAAAAUUGAAAAUCUAUUUAAUGUCCAUUAUUACAUUUUGCACAUAUUUAAUAUAUUAGUGCACACGGUUGUUAAUGCUAAUUCGGAGAUAGAGGUCUGACGUUCCUUGUUUUUGGCGGUCUGAAUUUGAAUGUCAAAUAUUGUCAUCUAAAGUACAUCAUCAAGUGUUUAUAGUACUUACUUGAUAUAAACCUGUUCUAUUUUCAAGUUCUUCAUACUAUGAAUUGAAUGAAAUGUUAAGACUCAUCACAUUGCUGAAUACUUUCCUUCGGUACGUCUUCAAGUACGAGUUAGCAUGGUGACCGGUUGAAAUCAAUAAACGCGAUGUAUUUUACAAUUGAUGUUGAUAUACUUUGAUACAAUAACUUAGAAUCGCCGCGCUGUACUACGAGACUAAGAGUAUUUACUAAAUUAGACUAGUCUAUAGCGUGUAGGUGAUAACUUAAGUGAACUUAUAUAGUACGUGCGUCGGAGGAUUAUUAUUAAAUAAAUUACUAUUUUCUCGUAGGGUGUAUGUGUCGUCGGUUUUUACCUGCUUUUAUAAAUAAACAUCGGCAUUGUAUAUUACGUUCAUAAUAAACGAACCUAUGGUUA
Molecule: messenger RNA, 3971 nt
Organism: Bicyclus anynana (squinting bush brown)
Lineage: Eukaryota; Metazoa; Arthropoda; Insecta; Lepidoptera; Nymphalidae
Gene: Rab10
Product: ras-related protein Rab-10
Exons: 4
Coding region: 108-719 (203 amino acids)
Biological process (GO): cellular response to insulin stimulus
Cellular component (GO): recycling endosome; Golgi apparatus; insulin-responsive compartment
Molecular function (GO): GTP binding; GTPase activity
Source: RefSeq, a predicted model, not a curated record